This is a messenger RNA of Gymnodraco acuticeps, 731 nucleotides long. Its product is annotated as replication protein A 32 kDa subunit-like. Gene Ontology annotation, biological process: double-strand break repair via homologous recombination; nucleotide-excision repair; DNA replication. Gene Ontology annotation, cellular component: DNA replication factor A complex; chromosome, telomeric region; site of double-strand break. NCBI's taxonomy places the organism in Eukaryota, Metazoa, Chordata, Actinopteri, Perciformes, Bathydraconidae. The record is from RefSeq and is a predicted model, not a curated record.
UAUUGAGUUUAGCGCGCGAGACUGCUCAAGGAAGUCUACAGAACGACGUGCGGCUGUUGUCUCUGUUCCACAGUGUUUGACAUUUUUGACAUUUGACUUAAUUUAGUUAAUUAAACGUUGCCAGCAUGUGGAAUCAAGGAGGGUCCAACAAUGACUCAAGUACAGUUGGAGGUUACACUCAGUCUCCAGGAGGCUUUGCAUCACCUGCUGCUUCCCAAGGAGGAGAGAAGAAAGGGAGAACUCGUGCCACACAGAUAAUCCCCUGCAACGUGUCUCAGCUGAUGUCGGCCUCUCAGGCUGAAGAGUCCUUCAAAGUGGGCGAUGUGGAAGUGACCCAGGUUACCAUUGUGGGUAUCAUCAGGAGCACAGACAAAUCCAUGACCAACAUCCAGUACAAGGUGGACGACAUGACGGGCGCUCCCAUGGAUGUGAAGCAGUGGGUCGACACAGAGGACCCCAGUGUGGACAGCACUGUUCUGCCCAGCACGUAUGUCAAAGUGUCUGGAAACCUGCGCUCCUUCCAGAAUCACAGAUCUGUCGUGGCCUUUGGCGUCAAGCCCCUGGAGGACAUGAAUGAGAUCACCUCUCAUAUGCUGGAGGUCGUUCAAGCGCACAUGAUGCUCGGCAACCCUCAGAGCCAGGUGAGCAAUCUGAAGCAUAAACCUCUGCUGUCUUUAUUCAUGGUGGAAGCAAAGCAUAGACUGCAUCAAGUAUAGACGUAGCAUCUGAUA